UCUCUCAAACCAUCUAUAGGAGUAUCGCAAUGAAGUUUACGAUACUAGCCGCUACCCUGGCCGCGGUAUGCACGGCUGCACUGGCACUGGAGUCCGACAAACAAACGGCAUCCGAGCACAACCACGCCGGCCGCGAUGGGCACCUGGAACAGACUCCGGCGGAGGACCGACAAUGGCCGACAGCUACCGUGCGCAAGGUAGAGAAACGACACCACGGCAAAAAGAUUCACAUCUUCCUUGGGAAACCGGGGAAGAGUAAGAAAUCUAGCAAAAAGCCAAACACGGAUAGCGACGGGGCUGAAACGCAAACUCGAAAAACUCCCGAACUGACCACCCGCUCGGAUAAGGCUGAAGAUCUGGCAGCUUCUUCAACUUCCGAUGCGCCGGAUGUCGCCGUUGGCGAAAGUCAGCACUACGAAAUCCCGGAGCACAACAUCGUGAAAGAGAAGAUCAAGAUUAAGCAUCACCAUCAUCAUCACCAUCACAACCACGUGAAAACGGUAGUGAAGAAGGAGCCAUAUCCAGUAGAGAAGGUGGUACAGGUGCCGAUUGAGAAAAUUGUUCACGUGCCCAAACCGUAUCCGGUGGAAAAAAUCGUGGAAAAAGUUGUGCAUGUUCCGGUAGAAAAAAUUAUCCACGUGCCUAAGCCGUACCCGGUAGAAAAAAUUGUCGAGAAGAUCGUCCAUGUGCCCAAACCCUAUCCAGUUGAGAAGAUCGUUGAAAAACCAGUUCACAUUGCUAAGCCUUACCCAGUAGAGGUCAAGGUUCCCUAUCCUGUGGAGAAAAUUGUCCACGUUGACAAACCCUACCCAGUAGAGAAGAUCGUAGAGAAAAUAGUUCACGUUCCCAAGCCCUACCCGGUGUAUAAGCACGUUCAUGUACCCUAUGAGGUGAAGGUACCGUACGAAGUUCCAAAACCGGUGCCCUAUCCUGUUGAGAAGAAGGUUCCCUAUCCAGUGGAAGUAAAGGUACCCUAUGAAGUUGAAAGAAAAGUCCCUGUCCCAGUUAAAGUUGAGGUAGAGAAAAAGGUACCUGUACCUGUGAAGGUUUAUGUACCGAUAGAGAAAAAGAUUCCAUAUCCAGUACCUGUUAAGUCUUCUUCAUACCAAUUCCAGUUCGAAAAAGACGCGGGAUACUCCAACACAAGGCUACAUCCAUUCGAAUCACAGCAACAUGAAGUGAAACACUAUGGCGAUGAAUACUACAACGGCGAGGAAGGAUAUAGGAGAACCACCAAGACAACCUACAAAAAGACUAAGCCGAAGAAAACCAAAAAGACAACCGAGGACUACAGGCAGCAACAGUCGGGUCAACAGCAAUCGGCACCAGUGACUGAGGAAACCCAAGACAAUCAAUCUGGUUCUUAUGGUUCCAGCACAAGCUCAGAAAACCACCAAUUACAACAAAAUGGGGCUCAUUAUUCACACACAACGAUCUACAAUCAUCCGCAUUCGUCUGCCCAUGCUAGUGCACAACAACAGCAAGAACAACAACAUCAGCAGCAACAACAAGCACAGCAGCAUCAUCAACAACAACAACAAGACCAACAACAUUACAACAGUCAAGAAAGUACCAACUACUUCACCCAACAGCUAAUGCAAUACCACCAACAACCCAAAUACGGGCCCUCGAUGUUCCCGCAGCAAAACGACUAUCAGACACAAUCCGCAAGCAAUGAGAACCAAUACAGCCAUAGUGAUCACUACGGCUCCAGUACUACCCAGCAGGAAGUGAUUGUAACGCCACCGUCAGCGGCUUCCGCCCAAUUCAGUUACGAUAUAUCCCAGCAGGCGAUGCCGCAAGCUUUUGCCCUAACCGCACCGUCCAACCCGGGAUCGAUGUUGCAGCUUGAGUCCCAGCCCCAAUCGUUCCAUCUCGUCCAGCUUUCGCCAUUCCAGUACCAAACCCCGACGGGAUUUUCCCUGCCAAAUGCAAGAUAAGCCAACUACGUCCCCCAAAAAGGAGUAGAUAGCCUUUGAACAAGACUGUGAACCAACCUAAUUCCUUCGCACCGUUAAGGCCGGUGGAUUCGCUCCACGGUCGGCAAACUAUUUAUGGGGGUUAGCCUCCGGUUCUGAGAAAAAAAAAUACCUAAACAAACUAUUUUUGUAAAAUAGUAAUUUUAUUCAAUUGUUUUCUAGUGCCCUAGCGUUUAAGUCUUGCACGAGGUCAGCUGAACACCGGAAUUGCACACUGUCAACGUGUACGUCGAGUAAUGUUGCCCGCGGACAGGCCUUGUAUAGUUUUGUUUUUUAAAUGUAUUGAUAGAACCAAGAAAACCAAAGCUCAUUAUCAAUGUAAGCGUGAUAUUAAGGUAGUUUUCUUUUCCGGGAGAGUUUUCUGCGUUUGUGGUUAUGAUACCGAAGCGGCAGCAAAUAGCCCAGACUAACAGUGCAGC
This is a messenger RNA of Topomyia yanbarensis, 2398 nucleotides long. RefSeq names its product zinc finger protein 512B-like. Lineage: Eukaryota; Metazoa; Arthropoda; Insecta; Diptera; Culicidae. Bases 30 to 1940 code for a protein of 636 amino acids. The record is from RefSeq and is a predicted model, not a curated record. The transcript has 2 exons.